AUGAACAUGUAUGAGGGACCAGGAGGAUGCUCUGUGUUCCGCACGUUCCAAAGCUGGCUUGGGCUGUCUCGACAUGGACCUAGCGAAGGAACUCUCGUCGUUCAUCCCAUCUUGCAGCCAUCUACGGCCUACUGGAUGCUCCGUCCGUUCUUCAAGCCCACUCAAAAGGGUUCACUCAAUGGAUGGAAGUUCUCACUCGACGAUGACGAUGGAAAUGUCUUCCUUCAUGGGGCGAACCCUGGAACUUCGCAGGAACAUAACCCUGACCAUCACCCUCAUCUACUGUUGAGUGAAACCAUGAUACCUUAUCCAACUGUGGAGCCCGGUGACACUGUGUUCUGGAGUGCCGACACUAUACACGGCACAGAGAGCGAAAACACAGGAAACGUCGACGCUUGCGUCUUCUACAUUCCAUCUGUCCCGCUGACAGCUAGCAACGCGGUAAGAUGCUUGAGCCUUGUUCGGGGAGAACUUCUAGCUAAUUUCGUGUAG
Molecule: messenger RNA, 492 nt
Organism: Fusarium vanettenii 77-13-4
Lineage: Eukaryota; Fungi; Ascomycota; Sordariomycetes; Hypocreales; Nectriaceae
Exons: 3
Coding region: 1-492 (163 amino acids)
Source: RefSeq, a predicted model, not a curated record